AUGGCUGAAAAAACGAGUACUUUAAUUUUGAAAGACUUAAAAAAAGCUGGAUAUUUCAACUUAUCUGUCGACUCAACACCAGAUCUUUCACACGUUGAUCAAUUAGCGGUUAUUGUCAGAUAUGUUUCACCCGACGACGGUUUCCCAAUCGAACGCUUUUUAACGUUCUUGCAAUUAAAUGGUCACUGUGGAAAAAAUAUAGCUAAUGUCGUACUUAAUUAUCUUGAGAAUAAUUGCAAAAUUGACUUUAAUAAGUGCAGAGGACAGUCAUAUGAUAACGCUGCCAAUAUGUCAGGAAUGUAUAAUGGCAUGCAGAAAAUCCUUCUGGACAAAAAUAAAUUUGCUGUAUACAUUCCAUGUGGUGGGCAUUCACUAAAUCUUAUUGGUCAUGCCGCAGUUGAUUGCUGCUUACCCGCGGUAAAUUUCUUUGCUAUUAUACAGCAAGUAUAUACAUUUUUCUCUGCUUCUACAAAACGUUGGACUGUUUUAAAAUCGUGUUUGGUCUCUGACUCAACGAUACCAAAACGACUUUGUGAUACUCGAUGGGAGACACAUGCAAAAGCUGUUUCAGCUAUAUCCGAUGGUUAUGAAUCGAUUAUUGAUGCUCUUCAUUGCUUGUAUACAAACGAGUAUGAAAAAGGUGAUACACGACGAGAAGCUGGUAUUCUUCAGGAAAAAAUGGAGGAAUUAGAGUUUGUAUUCAUGUUAGAAUUUUGGAAUCGUAUAUUAAAUGAGUUUCAUAAAACCAGUAAAGCUCUGCAAGAUUCAAAAAUAUCCCUCAGUACCUGUGCAAAGCUCUAUUCAUCGCUAUUACAGUUUUUAAAGAAAAACCGAGAAAGUUUCGAUGAAUUUGUAGCUAGAGCUAAAGAACAUUUACCUGAUGUGGAUUAUAAAGCUGAAAAUCAGCGUCAAAGACGUAGGAAACAAGUCGUUAACGAUGGAAAUGUACCUAAUGUUGAUGAAGUUCUUUCGGCAAGAGAUAAAUUUCGCAUAAAAGCGUUUAUUGUUAUGAUGGAUACGCUUGAAACAAACUUACAGAAAAGAGCACUAAUUUACCAAAAUAUUGCAGAGAAGAUUUCUUUCUAA
This is a messenger RNA of Cyphomyrmex costatus, 1086 nucleotides long. Its product is annotated as zinc finger MYM-type protein 1-like. The transcript has a single exon. NCBI's taxonomy places the organism in Eukaryota, Metazoa, Arthropoda, Insecta, Hymenoptera, Formicidae. The record is from RefSeq and is a predicted model, not a curated record. The coding region runs from base 1 to 1086 and encodes 361 amino acids.